Molecule: messenger RNA, 10931 nt
Organism: Strigops habroptila (Kakapo)
Lineage: Eukaryota; Metazoa; Chordata; Aves; Psittaciformes; Psittacidae
Gene: ZNF469
Product: zinc finger protein 469
Exons: 4
Source: RefSeq, a predicted model, not a curated record
UGGAGCUUAAUGAUAUUUCCAGCUCGGCGGGAGCUGCGGGAAGACUGGAGAUAGCGCAGUGAGAGACUAGAAAGACAGCAAAGGGGCAGCUCCCGGCUCCACGGGAAAGAUUACGGAGGAACUGCACGGGGCCAGACGGCAGCUCUUAAUUCCCCGGCUUUUGAAUUUCUCAGCCCUCGGCGCGGAGAAUGCAGCCUUCCCCUCCGGCUCGCUUAUGAUGAGCCAAGAAAUUCAUAUUUCAUGGGAGGUGAAAGUGAGUCCCGGCAGUAGCUGAGCGGCGCAGGGUGCCAAGGUCGGAAACAAUGCAGCAGAGCCCCACCAGUGUUUGGGACCCCGCGCCACCCCGGCCCCGGGGACCCGCUGCCCCUCUCGCCGCCCCAGUGCCCAUCAGUGGAGGACCAUGCCCAUGACAGAGGGACAGCAGCUCACAGCAGGACGGGAAAACGGGGACUUAUAGCCUUUCCCCCUCCCUCGAUAUCAUGACUGGAGAGACCCAGCAUGUUUACACCAUUGGCGACAUUGAGGCUGGCCCUAAAGACCCCGACAAGGACUUUGGCUUUGAAGGCUGUGGGGAGAAGGAUGGGAGGGCACUCGGCGGGGAGAGCACAUCCCCUUUUCCCAACCCUAAGGACAAGGAGCCCCACAGCCAGCGAGAAGCCGUGAUCCGGCCGCAGCAAGCCGGGAAGAUCGACUUCAAAUCACUCCACCGCAAACCCAAGUUUGGCAAUGAUGGCGCAUGGGGAGAGGACAAGCGCAGCCCCCAGUCCCCACCGGGGAAGGGGCGAUCCCGGGAGCGCAGCCGGCGCUCAGGGAAGGGCGAGCGGGGCCACCAUCAGCUCUACCGGCUCAGCAUCGCCGGUACCCGGCCGAACCCCACCAUCGGCAUCGCCUACCCCCAGCAGAAGGUGACCCCCCCAAAGGAGCCAGAGGCGAAUCAUGGCCCCGUAGCCGGCAGCUACCGCUUCCACGUGCCCAGCAUCCCCCAGCGCGAGGCUGAGCUCCAGCAGGAAGAACUCAGCUUCAGCCGCUGCUUCUCUGAUGCCAGCGCCGGCCGUACCUCCACCAACUAUACCUCACAGCCCGCUCCCUCCCAUGGCCCCAAAGGGCAGCCCCCCGCUGCCGGCAUCCCCCUCAAGAGCCCCGGCACCAAUGGGCAGCUACAUUACUUAGAGUUUCAGGCGAACAAGGCUGACUCCUGGCCUUCCCCGGAGAAGAGCUUCGCCGGUGCUAGCUAUGGGAUCUCAGUGCAGAAGCCCAGCUCUUUCCCUGAGGGCAGCAAAGCCGGUGCCCAAGCCCUGGGGGCUUUGCCAUGCCAAUACCCCUUCCAGCUGCUGCAUGACGUGGGGAAGGAGCCGUACCGCAGCGAUGCGGGGAGCCAGGAGUACCUGGAUGUGGGGCUCGCCACUGGCCAACUGGCUCACGGUGCCUUUGCCUUCCACUCAUCCUCCAGAGAGUGGCAAGAGGAGGUGCUGAGCAGCGGAUCCUAUGAGAAUGUGUCCCCCGAGGGCAGGCUCUAUGGUUUGCCCACCCCACCAACACCAUUCCUGCACCCACCGCCACCGCCAGCCCCACACCAUGGCCCGCUGCCAUGCUGCAAGGGCAGGAGCGAGCAUCCCACCGACUCCAAUGGUGCUCUCUCGUCAUCUGGUGCUAUCGACCAAAACCCAAGCACUUUCCAAGAAAACCAAGCUGUUUUUCCGUCUAGUUUACACUCGUCUAGUAUGCCAAAGCCAGUCGGUAAGAGGCAAGCCUCAGCGAAAGACAGUGUCCCCAGCCCGCGGGUGAUGGUCCAGAGCAGCCCUCUGAGAAGGAACAUGCCACCAAACUCUCUCUCCCAAGUGCACUUUCAGAGCAAAGCCUAUUGCAGUUCCCCCGCGGGCAGCGUCAGCACAGGAUCCGUGCCUUUCGAGACAAGCAUUCCCACUACAGCACCCACCCACCCCAGGCUUGUGCAAGCUUGGGAAGGUGCCACUAAGGCGUUUUCUCCCAUGGACCAGAACUCAGCACCUUAUUCAAACCUUCUUGGAAACCAGUUCUCAUUCGAGUGCCAGUCUGGCCCCGAGCAGAGGCAGCACAGGCAGAAAAAUGCCAGGAUGCCUUGGCAGCAAAUACACCUCACUUCUGCAAUGCCCGGUCAAAACAGGCUAGAGCUGUCGAGACAGAUUACCAGCCAGAAGCUCCCCUUCCCUGUGGGCACGUCGGAGUGGCAGGGGAAUGGGAAAACCCAGAAAGGGCCCCCUGUAAAUAACUCUCCAGGGUAUCACAGCAAAAAGCUCUUGACAGGAGAGAGCCUCGGGGUCCAGAGGGGAGACCCCAACUCAACAGGCAGUUUCCCUUUUGAGAGUGGGAAGGAGCCAGGGUCUCCUGUCUGUGACUCGAGAAGCAAAGCGCUCUUCUACAGCAUGGGUCAAGCAGGUCCUCCUCCCUCAAGGAGCUCAUCGGGCUCAGCGCUGGUCCUACCACCAUCAGCCUUGGUGGCUGCCUCCCCUUGCGAGUCCCCUCUGCCAUCCCCUGUUCCCAACCCUACCUGUGGCAGCACAUGCUCAUCGCUCUCGCCUAUGUCCAGCAGCCCGCUCAACCCCGGCUUUGAAGACAGCCAGAUGUCUGGAGCACUGACCCCUUCUCCCUUCUUCCAGCACCCCUGCCAUCCCAAGGACAGCAACAAAACCUUCCAGCCCUCCGAUGUCCUGAGCUCCAGCUCGCUUCAUUACCACCCCCAAGACUCCGUCAAGUCCUUCCACUUCCCUCCUGAUGCCCUCAAAGACAACAACCUCCUGAAAUGCGCCCCAGCGAGCCCGUUCCACAAACCCAGCAUAGAAGUGGCCAAGGGAUGCUCGGAUGGGCUGGAUGGGGAGCAGCCUCCUCCGCCGUAUUCCUCCCAUCACUUGCUGGCCAGCUCACUCAGCAGCGCUAGCCUGGACCAGCUGGACGUGCUCCUGACCUGCAAGCAGUGCGACCAGAACUACAGCAACCUCUCCUCCUUCCUGCAGCACCGCCAGUUCUGCACCUCCCAUCCCAAUCCACAGGGAGAGGGCAAGGAUGCUCUCCGGGCAGCUGAGGGGCGGAAAACGCUCCCUCCGGAGCCUCCCAAGCCCACCAGCCUGGGGCUCUCUCCAGACACCCAGGCACAUUUGUUGGCAUUAAACAAGAGCGAUGACUUCUUGCUAGGUGGGGAUAGCAAAAGCGAGGGCAAGGAAGAUGCUCUGAAGGGUGGCCUUUUCAAUGGCCUUGCCAACAGCUCGCUGCCACUCACUGCCUCAGACCUGGACAUUGACGAUGCCAAGCUGGACAGCCUGAUCACUGAAGCCCUCAACGGCCUGGGCUACCAGUCAGAUAACCCAGAGAUCGACAGCAGCUUCAUAGAUGUGUUUGCUGAUGACGAGCUGACGGGCGUGAAGGUGGCCAGCAGUGGGAUGUCCCAAAAGGCAAAGGAAGCCCUGGCCUCAGAGAGCAAAUCAAAGCAGGCAGCAGUGGAGGAGAAGGCAGGGAGCCAGUCCAAGGUUGGCUAUUUUUAUGAAGAUGGUGGGGAUCAAGCAAAGAGAGUGGCAGGAAAGCAGCACCUUCACAAGGGGAGGGCAGCACAGAGGUUGGCAGCCCAGGAGCCAGAUCCCGGGGCAGCAGGAGCAGAGAGGACAGCCAGGCUGCGGGCAGGCAGGAAGAACAGCAUCCCACCAGCCACCACCUCCUCCAAAUCCACCUCCAGCCAAAAGCAUCCGAGGAAGCUCAGCCAUGAGCAUCCAGCAAAGAGUGAGGUGGGGCCAGGCACUGGCACCAAGAGCUCCAAGCCAUCCCGGUUCUCCAUGAAGGACCUGAAGAAGCGGAAGCCCCGAAGUGGGACGUGGAGCAAGGAGCUCAUUCACAAGAUUGUGCAACAGAAGAACAAGCUGCAUAAGCUGCAGGUGAAGAGCAGCAAGCAGGCACAGUGCCCCCAGGUCAAUGAGAGGCUGAUGCCGGCCACCAAGGAGGGCAGGUUUCGGGAGUACGACUACGUCUCCGACUCGGAUGAUGAUGGGGCAGAGUGCAGCAAGCUCCGGGGGAGGAAGAAGCGUGGCACAGGAUUCGUUGGGAGAACCAAAUACAGCUUUACCAAGAAACGCCCGGGAAGAGGUGAGAGAGUCAAAGAGAAAGACCCCACCUGGAGCUACGGCCGGAAAAAAGACAGUCAGAAAAGGGAUGCACAGGAGCACAGUGGGGUCCCAAGCCAGGAGGGUGCUGAGAAAGAGGAUUGUGCUGCCAGAGGCCCAAGACGGAGCAGCCAGUCAUCUACUGGCAGCAACCACAGCGGUAGCGUGCCCAGUGAGAUGGGAACCAGCCCAUCCCAUGCUGAUGGGGCCGGUUCAGGCAGUGAGAAGGGAGGCACACAGAGGAGAAGGAGCUCGGGCAGCCCGGCACGCACGCCAAAGACUCCGCUCAGCCCUCCCAGGGACAGGAGCCCGAAGAAGAGCAAGAAGAGCAAAGAGGACUUUCCCAAGGGGAGCAGGCGGUUUGGUUCAGCCAAAUCUUUGCCAUCGGGCUCCAGGACAUGUCCCAGUAUUGAACUAGAUGUUGCUGCAAUGGACUGUGCAAAGGAGAAGCCAUUAGCACAGCCCCAGGAAAGGCCCAGCAUGGCCACCUCGGGCAAGAGCCCCACUGGACUCUCCUGUAAGGAGGGGGCAGAAGAGGCCAAAGAAGCAGCAAAGGCCAUGGGUGAGGAAGGAGAAUCCACCCUGGAGGCUCAGGACUCACCUGAGCUGACCGUGGUCAACCAGAGCCAUCAGUUUGGCCCUUUCAAGAGUGAUGGAUUGAAGUACCAUGCAGAAGAGCUAGUUGCUCCAUCCCACAGUGGUAACGAAGCUAGUCCUGGCAAUGCAAGUGCUGCCUACUCAGAAAUGAGCAUCAAAUACUCGAAGGCACACGGGCUCAGUGACAGUCGGAAGGACUAUCCCGCACUGGUUGCCACAUACGGGAUGGAUGCAGUGGGGAUAAUGCUCACUGCCAAGGUGCCCAAUCCAUACAUCGGCAGUGACAACACAUUUUUUGAACCUAAAGGCCUUCCUGGGCACUAUGAUGGCAACCUUUUCCCAAAGCCCCCAGCCCUGGGCUCCUCGCACAUGGAUGACAUGUACCUAUGCCAGGAUGACAUCAACACCAGCUCCUUAGAGCAGAAGCAUGCCAGCAUCUCUCCUUACACCACAGAAACGUCACAGGGCAAGGUCUCCUCCCCUCUCAGCUUUGAUUCCUCUUCAAUAUUUGGAGAGCUUCCUGUCACUGAGUUUGAUCCACCGCUGUAUGAAGGUGUUUCUGCAAGCAAGGACGGUUUUGUGACAGCAUUUACCUGUCCUGGCAAUCCCCCCAGCAAGCCGCUGCCAUUUGAGCAACCAUAUCCACCAUUCAUGCCAGAGAAAGACUGGUCUCUCAUGGAGGAGGUGGCUCCGAUGCUGCCAGAAGACAUGACUCAGUUCCACAGCCUUUCAGUGGAGAAGCCACUAGCUAAGAAGUUUCCUGAGGAAGGACCUGUCCCCACCGGCCAACUCUCCCUGCCGCUGCCGGACAGGAUAACGGAUUAUAACGUGAACUUUAUGAACAACAUAUCAGACGAUGAGCUGGAGAUCAAGCGAUUAGUCACAGAGCUGGAGAGUCAAUUGCAAACCAGCAAGAUGGACCAUGAGGCACCCGUCGUCCUUCAGAAACCUGAGCAACAUGUUGCUGCACAUCUGCGGGGACAGGCUGCGGAGCGGUUCCCUCCUCUGCCGGGUGAGCAAGGGGCAGGCCAUGAGAAAGGACUGUUUUUGGCACAUGAUCUGGGCAGGCCAAGCCUCUGUGUUGGGGAGAGGUUGGGAGGUGAGAAGCCAGCUGGCACAAGUGCCCAUGGGGACUAUGAGAGACCGAGGGAGCCCUGGCCCUGCCCGGUGGAGCUGGGCUCACUCGAGUCAGGGAUCUGUGUGCCAGCCCCGCUCACCACGGACCAUUUCUGCUCCAAAGACAGUGGUGAGCAGCUCCAGGUAACUGUGGCUGCAAAGGAAAGUGACCCUGGAAAGAUGGAAAAUGGAUCUUCCUCCAAAGGUCUACCUGGCUCACACACACCAGACCAAAGAGAGGCGUCCAUCUACACAGACCCUGGGACUAAAAGCCCUCCUAUUGCCACCAACCCCAUGUUCCCCAAGACCCUAGAGGCAGUAGAAGCAACCAAAGAUCCCCUGACAUCCCUGCCAUGCCAGCGUGGCGCUGAGAGCUUCCCUGUGCCAGGGAAAACAAAUGAAAGCUUCGCUGAUGCUGCAGAACUGGGGAAGUUUGAUGCCCAUCAUUCAAACCAUAAGCCUGGAUUUGACUUUCAGCAGGUGUCUGCCCCGGCCUUGGAUCUCACCCUUUCACCUCACACCAAAGAGGUCCCAGAUACAGAAGAUCGACCCUUAAACAGGCCCGAAUCACCCAAAAUGGCACAAAGUGCUGUGGACUUCAAUGGGGAUGGUGGUGGGUCCGUUUUGAUGGAAGAAACAGAGGAAAGGAAGAGCCCCACCACCCAUCCGGGCCCUGGACCCCGAGACAAAGCCAGCAAGCAAAAAGUGCUGCUGUUCGAUAUGUUGAGUGUGCCCAAGGAGAGUGGCUGUGACUCCCAGAAGAUGUUGUCAUCCCAGGAGACGGCGGCCAACCCUCUGCAGCAGCUCCAGCUCUUUGUUGCUCGAACAGUGAAGAGCAACGAAGAGGAGCUGUUGAUGCCGUGCUUCCCCAUGCUGCUUGCUCCCAGCCACCCCUCUACCACCACACGCAUCCAGCCAGAGCAGAAAGAGGAGAACAGUGGUGCCUUGGAAGGGGAAAAUCGGGCAUCCUGCCCUGGCCAAGGGGAGGGUAACGUCCCUGUUGGAGGCAACAUGGAAAAUAUUGCUACCCCAGCAAAAGAGGCUGUAAUUUUCCCUGGUGGGUGCAAGCUAGAGUCUUUCGGUUCAAUGGGUUCUUUCCAUGCAAAACAAUCUACGUUUGCAAGGCCAGAGCUGCAAAAUAAUGUAACAGAGCUGCAGCACUUAGCAAAUGAACACGCAGAUCCGAGUGACAUUAAUAUCCGUGCAGAUGGUGUUUCCCGAGAGCGUAAUGACCUCUCGUCACUCAAAAACACAGCAGCGACCUUACUGCUAGGGCAAGUAAAGAAAGCUGAUCAGCCCAUGGAAGAACAGGAGCAAGACAAAAACAAAGCAACCUUGGCAUUUAAAGAACAUGGGCAAUCUCAUUUAAACUGUAGUUUGCUUGAGAGAAACACACUGGGCAGUGCAGCAGCAGAGAGAAUGGAAAGGAACCAGAUAGGGCAGGGGACACAGCCCCUUGCUCCCACAAGUCCCACCAGUCCCCCGGGUACCUCCAAGAAGGAUCUCCACCAGGAUCACUGCUUGGUGCCAGAGACAAAAACCAGCACAGCCAGUGCAAAGGUUCCCAGAGAAGGAAAUGGCAAGAAGCCCCUCAGUGGCUGUCAUUACACAAGAGAAUCUCUGGCCAGCCUGCCCUCGCCAACCGAUUGUUCUCACUCCAAAGGCUUGCAAAGUGGUGGGGCCGAGGGAGGAGACGUCCCCAUCUUCAAGCCUCAGCCCUCAGAUGAGAAUAAAUAUGGCCCAUCCCUGCUUAACCCAUCGAGUUCACUCAUCAUGAUGAGGUGCCCUCCCGAGGCAAACAGCCAUCACACCCAUCAACCCACCGAGAGCCCAGGAGAGCAAGGGACAUGGAAAAGGGCACCCACCUUUCCUCCCUCACUGCAUCACUGUGGGGCCAUGCCAAUGGAAGUGGUUGAGGAUGGUCACCGUCACCUCCCCGACCGCAUUUUGGGUAACUAUAGAUCACCUGAAAGAGAAGGGAGGGCAAGACCUGCAGCUCUGAUGCAUUCUGAUGGUCUGGGGGGUUCUGCCUUGGAGAUGGAUGGUGCCCAGAAGGACUGCUCUCUUCCCUGCUCACCUCCUUUCAACCAAAAGGGCCUUGGGAAAGAGGUACCUGAAAGCACCAGUGCUGUGAUGUCAAGUUCUCAUUUUAAAGAAAACCAAGCAUGCACCAUCACAGAUACAGUCAUUAACUCCAUUCUUCCAGAAAGCCAAGAUGAUCCAACCCAGCCCACAACAGAGGUUCUGCCAUUCAGAGAAAGAGAGGUAAACCUGAAUCAAGUGAACAGGCUUGAAAGCUGCUCUGAUGAUGGAAAUACGCAUCAAAGUGAACCAGAGGCUUUGUCCAAUGGUUUUGUUGUUCAGCAAGGGCUAGCAGCUGUCAGCAAAGGUCUUACAAGGACUGGAGACCUUGGACCUGCUGAAUUAAAUGGCCACGAGUUUUCAACAGAGAUGAGACUUGGUCUUUCCAAAACCGCAGAGAGUGGAGGAAAGAGUUUAAAAGGGGAGAAACCAAAAAGCGAUGGGGCUGGAGAAGUUGACAGCUGUGUAUUAACCAGUAUGGGCCAAGGAGAGGGCAACGCACCUAACAGUACUCCAAACCCUCCCCAAAAUGAACUUCACAAAGAAAAGAAGCCAAAUGGGCUCCCGGUGACCUGUGACAUUUGUUCAGCUACUUUCCGGUCCAAGCCUGGGCUGACCAGGCACAAAGCUGUCAAGCACCAGGUGAAGAAUGGUGGCGUGCCACAGCCCAGCAAGACUGCCAGGUCCACUUUGAUUCCUGCAGACAACACAUUGAAAGCAGCCCAAAAGGUGCCCAGGAGGAGCCUGAAGUCUUCGAUCAAAGACAAAACUGACAGCCCACAGAUGCCAGCCAACAACAUUGAACAGAACCCCAAGAAAAUAUGCCCAGACCUGGAGAAAGAGCCCAGCUCACAGAUGCAAGAAGUGGUCAGCAGAGUGCUCAGUGACCUCAGUGUGAUCUCCUUUGAGAUGUCCCAGGAGCUGCACCGCACACGUGUUCUGCAGAGGGAGAUGAAGGCAAAGGGAUCGCGCUCAGAGACGAGGGGAGCAGGUGAGACAGCGGCUGGGAAGCUGGACUCAGGACGGCAAGGCAGGAAGGGAGAAAAGGGCAGAAGGAGCCAAAGCAAAGAACCUGGAGAGGUAAACGGCAAUUCUGAAAAGAAGCUAAACAGGAAAGUGAGGCGAAGGAAAGCAAAGGUAUUUCCCAGCAGAAAUGAGCCUGAUGGUCCAUGUGAGAUGGAGAAGAGUGCAAGUCCUCCUGCUGCUGUCCUGAGUUCCAGUCUGCCCAUGAUCAUGGAGGACUUGCAUGAGCCAGGUGGUUGCAUCACCACAGAGGAGCAAAAUAGGUCCAACUCAACACAGCACUCUCAAAAAGCCAAACAGUCCCCUUGUGCAGCUGAGCUUGCAGAGGACCUGGGCGACAGGAUGGUGUCUUCAAAGGAGAUGACCAGCAAGGAUUCAGUAACAGGCAUGGUAACCUGUGCUGUGGAGGUGGAAGAUCCAAAUGGAGUGGAAGACAUGCAGGCUUGCAAGAGAUGGGUUAGCGGGUUUGUGCAGCAAGUGGUAAACGGAUUGGGUAAGGUAGGCAAAGAGCAGCAUCAUGGUGCUGAUGGCACAGAGGAGAUGGAUGCUGAGACAGGAGGCAGUGCUGUGGUAGGCAGCAGCACUGGGAACCAGAGUGGUGCCCUGCAGGGUGCCACAGCUCCUGCUGAAGAGGGUUUGCUUCUGGAGAUGUGUGAUUCAGAAACCAACCAACAGGUUCCUGGUAAAGGCGCUCUGCAGAGCAUGCCACAGACCAGCCCUCCUCCUGCAGAGCCAAAGCAGUGGGCCAAGGCAGACGUGGCACCGGGUAGCGAGCACUGCAUGGAGAGUGCAGCCGUCUCGGACCUCCAGAGCCUGUUUGAUGAUGACUCCACAUUCUCCCAACUGUUUCCCAGGGAUGACCAGUUUGUCCGGAGGAAGUGCACGCGGGUGUACGGGAAGCGCAGCAAGAAACCCAAGCCCACCACAGAGGUAAACCUCCAGCCAUCAGGUGCGAUCGACCUCUUCUCCAUGCGAUUAGCUUCUGAUCUCAGUGAAACCAGCUCUUUCUGUGUCACCAGGGAGGACACUUGUGAUUACGAAACCAUCUCUGUUGACGAUGCUUUAAUGCUAAACAUGUGUCACAGCAGCAAGGUGAAGAGUGGAGAUGCUGCUCCCUGUGGAUCUAACAGCAUUGCGCCAAGGUUGGACCAUGAGAAGACCGACCAAAGGAAGGAGGACAUUGACCUGGAAGACAACAUGCUAACCUUCUUGUGCCAAAACAGCCAAGACAACGUCCCCAGCUUGAACAUCUGGGGGAGUCUGGAGAAAGAGGGAGAAAGCCUUUCUGCUGAGGACAUGUUUGAGCCUCUGAUGGACCUUGAGGUUGAGCGCUCGCUCAGAGAAGUGAGCUCUGAGCCCCCCAACCUGGCAGAGGAGCCUUAUGAUGACAAGGCUAAUGAAGAUUCAGGCUCUCCUGAAUUUCAUACCAUCGACAUUGAGAUGCUGAAUGCAAAGUUGAAAAUGAGAGACAUGUGCUUCUAUGGCUCUUGUGAAGAUCUUCCUGGCCAUGGGGAGGACAAUGCUGAGAGUUUCAAGCCGAAGCCAGGCCAGCCCAGCAAGCACAGAAGUAAGCAAGAAGAUGGGAAACUGGGGAAGAACCGCAGUGAGAUGACCAUCAAGACCAAAGACAAGCAGUACAAAUGCAAAGUCUGCUUCCAGUGGUUCCUGACAUUGGGGGAGCUGGACUUCCACAAGCUCUCCCAUAACCCUUCCCCUCCACCUACCUGCUACAUGUGUGUGCAGCGCAAAUUCAGCUCCAGGGAGCAGCUGAGGGACCAUCUGAAGGAGAAGCAUGCCAAAAACAAAGCAGGUCUGUGGGCUUGCGGGAUGUGCCUGAAGGAGAUCUCAGACGUGUGGAUGUACAACGAGCAUCUCCGGGAGCACGCCACCCAGUUCGCUCGCAAGGGGCAAGCGCAGAAGUCCGUGAUGGGCCUGCCAGCCUGCUUCAGUGAGGACAAUGCUGCUGUCACACACUUCCUCAACACCAUC